UUCAGAAAUCAUCAGUUCGUCUGCCAACGCAUUCCCACAAGCAUCUGCUAACCACCAACCCAAAAACCCCCAAAAACUCCAUUCAAAAUGUUCAAGAUUGUUGCCCUGUUCGCCAUCCUGGCUGUUGCCUCCGUGUCGGCUAAGGCUGAUCCCAAGCCUGGUGUGCUGGCUUACGCUGCUCCUGCUGCCUAUGUGGCCGCUCCGGCUGCAUAUGUGGCUGAAGGAGGCGCCGUUUACGAGCGUACCUUCCAUGGAAAUACGGCUCCUCUUGCCUAUGCUGCCUAUGCUGCCCCAUACCCAUAUGCUGCCGCUCCUCUGGCUUACUCGGCCCCCUACGUCGCAGCCGCUCCCGCUCCCGCGGUGCUGCUGAAGUAAACUGAUGACUGAUCUGGACAUACUGCCCGCAUCUGAAAUGUUCCCGUUGAUUCCUGUUAUGAAAGUGGACACUCUGUAAAUAAAUCUGUUGAAUUGACACUGGCCAUGAGCUAAGUUGCAAA
This is a messenger RNA of Anopheles darlingi, 497 nucleotides long. Its product is annotated as cuticle protein 12.5-like. Lineage: Eukaryota; Metazoa; Arthropoda; Insecta; Diptera; Culicidae. The transcript has 2 exons. The record is from RefSeq and is a predicted model, not a curated record. The coding region runs from base 88 to 375 and encodes 95 amino acids.